This is a messenger RNA of Sphaerodactylus townsendi, 714 nucleotides long. RefSeq names its product fibrillin-1-like. Gene Ontology annotation, molecular function: calcium ion binding. The transcript is spliced from 6 exons. The record is from RefSeq and is a predicted model, not a curated record. The annotation marks the transcript as partial. NCBI's taxonomy places the organism in Eukaryota, Metazoa, Chordata, Lepidosauria, Squamata, Sphaerodactylidae.
ACACUCGUUCUGGUUACUGUUACUUGGAAAUUAAACCUCGAGGAGACAACGGGGGCACCGCCUGCAGCAAUGAAAUCGGGGUUGGAGUGUCCAAGGCCUCUUGCUGCUGUUCCCUUGGUAAAGCUUGGGGAAUUCCUUGUGAGCAGUGCCCAGCUGUGAACUCAACUGAAUACAAGCAGUUGUGUCCUGGGGGAGAAGGAUUCCGACCCAAUCCUAUUACAGUUAUUUUGGAAGAUAUUGAUGAAUGUCAAGAACUCCCUGGACUUUGCCAAGGAGGAAGAUGCAUCAAUACCUUUGGCAGCUUCCAGUGUCAGUGUGAACCCGGAUCCUACCUGAAUGAAGAAACUCGAGUGUGUGACGAUAUUGACGAGUGCGCCACUCCCGGCAUCUGUGGGCCCGGCACUUGCUACAACACCAUCGGCAACUACACCUGCAUUUGUCCUCCCGACUACCUGCAAGUCAACGGAGGGAACAACUGUAUGGAUAUGAGGAGGAGUAUUUGCUACAGAAAUUACCACGCCGACAAUCAAACCUGUGACGGAGAGCUGCCUUUUAACAUGACCAAAAAAAUGUGCUGCUGUUCCUACAACAUCGGACGAGCCUGGAAUAGACCUUGUGAACAAUGUCCCAUCCCAAGCACUGACGAAUUUUCAGCGCUCUGUGGAAGUCAGAGGCCUGGCUUUUUCAUUGACAUCUACACGGGACUACCAGUUG